Messenger RNA from Diospyros lotus (date-plum), 1121 nucleotides. Its product is annotated as hemoglobin-2-like. The record is from RefSeq and is a predicted model, not a curated record. NCBI's taxonomy places the organism in Eukaryota, Viridiplantae, Streptophyta, Magnoliopsida, Ericales, Ebenaceae. Gene Ontology annotation, molecular function: oxygen binding; heme binding.
UGCAGCCAUCGGCAGGCGGCAAUUGACUUUAAUUGUAUUUGGCCUCCAUGCGCAGCACAGAUGCAUGCACUGCUUUGGAAUCAAUAAAAUAAAGCCUCAUCUGAUCUGGUGCAAUACAACUAAAACUUUUGCACUUAAUCAUGGCCGCCAUCUGGUUCUUCUUCACCCUCCUUUACUGCCCUUAAAAGCCAGUUUUCUGUCUUUCCGAUCCACAAUGCCCAGAAUUCCUUGAACACCGAAUCUACUCCAAAUUCGACUGCAGAUCAAAAUGCUCUUGUCGCACGGGGCUUCUACGCGCGCUGUUGUGGAUUUCUCCAAUACUGUUUCUGCAACAGAGAAGUCUGGCUCGAAAUCCCUAGCUCGGUCCGUGGAGUUCUCGUGGGUCCGACGAGAUGGGUCUGGCUCUGGGUGUAGACUUAAAUGCAGAACUGCUCGAAUGAGUCCAAUUGCUGAGAGGAACAGAAGAAGAUUGGAAGUGAGAGGCUUCACGGAAGAGCAGGAGGCUCUGGUGGUCAAGUCAUGGAAUUCGAUGAGGAAGAAUACUGGGGAAUUGGGCGUUAAAUUUUUCUUGAGGAUCUUUGAGAUUGCUCCUUCUGCGAAAAAGUUGUUUACUUUCUUGAGAAAUUCAGACGUCCCUCCGGAGCAGAACCCCAAGCUGAAGCCUCAUGCUACCACAGUCUUUGUUAUGACUUGUGAAUCAGCAGUCCAACUUCGGAAGGCCGGCAAGGUGAUGGUGAAGGAGUCGAAUCUGAAAGAUUUGGGUGCCGCUCACUUCAAAUAUGGCGUAGCCGAUGAACACUUCGAGGUGACCAAGUAUGCACUGCUGGAAACUAUAAAGGAGGCUGUUCCAGAGAUGUGGUCGUUGGAGAUGAAGAAUGCAUGGGGAGAAGCUUAUGACCAGUUGGUUGCUGCAAUCAAGAAUGAAAUGAAACCCUAAUUAUUCCUCCCCCUUAAUUCCUCGAGGUUACAGCAGCAUCUUCUCCUUCUUAGAGAUUAUUAUUAUUAUUAUUAAGAAUAAGGAAUCAUGUUUCUUCUUAUUGGCAGUCUUGGCCAUUACAUUAUCAAAAAACAUAACAGAAACAAGAUGAGGUAUCUAUCCAUCUAUCAAUUAUUAUUAGUUA